AUGCCAGCUAGAAAUCGGCAAAACGUCUGCAAGGUGGCCUUGGUUGCGACGCCGGAAAUGUGCGUGUGUGUGCGUGUGUGUGAGGCAAUAUUAGCGGCGCAAUCGGAACUCCGUACGCGAAUGCGCCGCGCUACAAAAGCCCUUUGUAAUCACGUGACAUGCGCUGUUAGUAUGCCAAGGACAAUGCAACGGACACAUGCGGCUCUUGCUUUUGCAGAGCACCUCAGACCAUUAUCUGCUUUGCCUCCACUCAUGCAAGUUACUGUUGUAGGAGUAUGUGUAUGCAGAGUCGCGGUUCUGCCGAUGUGCGGCGCUCCGGAUGGAGCCACGGAUGAGGGUUCCGAUCGCAAUUGCUCGAUAACUAUCUUGCCAAAACUUUCCUACCUUGGCCUCGGUUCUUGUCUCGACUCUUGCCUCGGCUCUUGCCUCGGCUCUUGUCUUAGUUUCGUUUUUUAUGUUUCGCUUAGAUUACAAGUCAUUGGAAAUAUUCCUAAUUUCUUACAAUGUCAAAAUCAAGAAGAAUGA
Lachancea thermotolerans CBS 6340 is the source of this 525-nucleotide messenger RNA. RefSeq names its product KLTH0G07194p. The coding region runs from base 1 to 525 and encodes 174 amino acids. The record is from RefSeq and is a predicted model, not a curated record. NCBI's taxonomy places the organism in Eukaryota, Fungi, Ascomycota, Saccharomycetes, Saccharomycetales, Saccharomycetaceae. The transcript has a single exon.